This is a messenger RNA of Fomitopsis serialis, 574 nucleotides long. RefSeq lists its product as uncharacterized. The transcript has 3 exons. The annotation marks the transcript as partial. NCBI's taxonomy places the organism in Eukaryota, Fungi, Basidiomycota, Agaricomycetes, Polyporales, Fomitopsidaceae. The record is from RefSeq and is a predicted model, not a curated record.
GUGUGCCGGAACGUACACGAGCUGUGUGCGAUGAAAUACUCGGAUCCGUCGCAGUUCUGGGAGUUCAUACAGUCCGAGACCGCUCUGAAGUGCGCCAACUCUGCUCAGAUCGACUGGGUCAACAGCGCACCGGAAGGCGUUUUGCUUCUGCAAGACAGUGUGAAAGCCACUGAGGAGCUGGGCAUCCAGUGAGCCAUUCGACUUUCCCUCACGGGUUGUCCUGAUGAAUGCAAAUCACAGAAAAAGCUGCACCAUUCUCAUCAAUGGAAAGCAAGUCUGCAUCCAUGACGGCACGUGGAAGCAGUGCGAGGUAAGAGAGUUGCACUGAACGUGUCCAACCCUAUGAUUGACGGGCUGCCGCAGAACGGUCACAAUGUGCACGACUUCGUACGGCAGAUCAACCACGAGUACAACAGGCUCAACGGGGAUAGCAAUGUCGACGAGUACGAGUUUUGAAGAAGCCGCUCUGGACCUGCAUGAGUGUGACGAUGGAUCCACAUGUAUUCUUCUACAGUUCAAUGACCGAGAAUCAGCUCGUAUAUGAUGAUAAUGAGGUUCACCCCGAUCAAGGGUA